AUGGCUCAGAAUGACACUCUGUUCCAUUUCGAAGGUAAGGUAGUGACUGGGUUUGGUCGCGGUGGCAAAGAUCUCGGCUGUCCCACAGCUAAUAUGGAUGAUAACGUGGUUUCCAACCUCAAUCCUUCCAUCUCUUGCGGGGUUUAUUAUGGUUAUGGACGAGUGAAUAAUGGGCAGGUUUAUGAUGUUGUGCUGAGCAUCGGUUGGAAUCCUCAUUUCAAAAACGAGAAACGAACAGUGGAAGUGCACUUCAUUCAUAACUUCGAUAACGACUUCUAUGGAGCCAAUGUAGAAUGUUUAGUUGUUGGACGGAUUCGUGACAUGCGAAGUUUUUCCGGUUUAGAUGAGCUUAAGAAAGAGAUAGAGAACGACAUUACUACCGCUAAAGUAGAAUGUGGGAAAGUCGAGAACAUGAACAAGAUUGUAGAUUUUUUUGCUUCGAGACGAAACCAUUUGUAA
This is a messenger RNA of Auanema sp. JU1783, 459 nucleotides long. The record is from the annotation of a GenBank genome assembly. Lineage: Eukaryota; Metazoa; Nematoda; Chromadorea; Rhabditida; Rhabditidae.